Molecule: messenger RNA, 2638 nt
Organism: Odontomachus brunneus
Lineage: Eukaryota; Metazoa; Arthropoda; Insecta; Hymenoptera; Formicidae
Exons: 2
Coding region: 530-1786 (418 amino acids)
Cellular component (GO): extrinsic component of mitochondrial inner membrane
Source: RefSeq, a predicted model, not a curated record
AUAAAUAUUUCUUACACUAUUUUUAUGUGUCACUACAUAUUUCUAAUUUAUUCGCGAUAUCCUACUUGGUAACAGACAUUCAAAAUUUGUUUGAUUUUCACUUAUAUUACAUAUUGAAAAUACAAAUAUAUCUACCUGAUACCACGAGAGGCACAAACAUCAGUAAACAUUCUAUUAGUAUAGUCCGAACAAUCUUAGAAUCGACAACUAUUUAGUCUAUACGAAAUUUUCUUACUAUCGUAAAAGUGCCGUGUUUCAAAAGCGUUAUAUAUUUUUCCCUUAAAAUUUGCAUUAUAGAUAAAGUAUUACUUGACAGUAUUGGCUAUACAUAGAUAUAUUGUUUAAUAAAUUACUUUUGUAGCUAUCACAUUCUUGCAAAUAGCAGUUGUUGCAUUAUUUUAAACAAUAUAAGUUAUGGAUUAGUUUUAGAUUUGUUCCAGUUAUUAAUAUAAAAUAUAUGGACGAAAUAUUCUAUGUGUGAAAAGUCUAAAAUUAGCAGUAACAGAAAGUCGAAAUAUUAUGAAUAAUAAUGUUUGAGUCUUUUUACGAAAUCCAAACACCUGGUUAUGAUUAUAAUAAGUUCUUCCAUCCCAAUGUUUGUCACGUUUGCAAACAAAGAAUCAUAAAUUUGACAUCAUGUUGGGGCUGUACCAUGAUCUCUUACUGUAGCGAGGAGCACAGGAUGGAGCAUCUACCUCAGCACGAGGAGAUGUGCAGAGCUAUAAGGAGAAUGAGCAUGAUAAGGAACUGCUGGGACACUCGUGGGAUGACGAAAGACGAAUGGGUUAUACAUAAGAAGCAGAAUAUGCAAACUGUCCUGCCGAUUCUACGUCGCAAAUUAAAGCCGUACGAGGAACAGAUGUUCUUAUACGCAAAAUCGUGCGGUGUUUGUCACCAACAACACAACCUGGAAAUCACUUGUCUAGAAUGCUUUUCCGUCAACCAGUGCAGUGAUCAUACUUUAAUUGAGAUUGAACACGAUUGUCUGCAAUUAAAAAUAUCUUUGUUUUUGGACAUCGAUGAUAGCCUGCAGAAACCAAGCAUAAAAAUUUCGCAGUGUUUUCUACCUAAAGAUAUAUAUGAUGUGAAUGAAAAUUACAGCAUGGAAUUACUCGUUGAACGAUAUAGGAAGCAAAACACAAAGGAAUAUAAUUGGGAGAUUGAUGAUUUCAUAUAUUCCGACUCCAUAUCGAACCCGUUAACACUGUGUUAUGCGAUUCUAUAUCUAAACUUGUUUAAAUUAAUAAAGGAAAACGAAGCCAUUGUCAUACACAUUAUUGCCGGAAGUUUGACGGAUAUACAGAGUCUGUCGGCUUGGGAAAUUAUACUGCAUAUACUAGUUUCAGGAGCAAAAUUGACAAUUAUAAUGGUGGAAUCAGAAUUAAACAAUGCUGAUAUCGGAGCAUGGAAUACAUGUAAAGUGUGCCAAGCCUUGAAUAAGACACUUCAUUUUGAAAUACAUAGUAUAUUGUAUGAACAUUAUAUAAAAUGUUCGUUUUAUAUGUCGCCGAAUGUCGUUAUAGGAUUUAAUGCAGAACUUAGGAAAUUGGGGGCGAGCACUAUAAGAAUAUUGCAGCGUCAGAAUGUUCCGUUGCUUCUCACGGCUAUAUCAGCAAGUAAAGCACUGGACUGUAAUGAUAAGCUCAAUGAGGUGCUGGGCAAAUGCCCGUAUCCUCGUUUUAUCGAAAACACAUUUCGAUCUUGCAGACCAUACAGAGAUCCAGAGAAUGAUAUAUUUUUUCCUAAUACUUACUUAAUUUUCUAUGAUAAUUUAAAUUUCUUGUGAUAAAUUAAAUUUAGUUUUAUAGAAUAAGUUAAGUCUUUAUAACGAUCAUAUUUUUGCUAAUAGCAAUUAUUAUAUGUGAAUGCAUCAUUCUGAACGAUAUACCAAGUAGAUUAGUUUUGGAUUUAUUUCGGUCAACGAUAUAAGUAUGUCUGGUCGAAGUCUCCUUUAAAAGAAAGUCUAAUCAGCAGUAAUGGAAAGUUGAGAUUUUAGGAUAAUUUCUAUCACAACUUCCCGUGUAGAAAUUUGUUAAAGAUACCUCCAGCCUUCUUCUUAUGCCAUUCUUAAUAAACAAAUAAUUAUUUAUUAGGGAUAAUAUAUUUAAGGAACGUUUCCUUAUUCAGAUUAGGAUCUUAUCAAGGUUUUAUAUGAAUGUUUUAAUUUCAUAAAUACUUGUUUUAAUAGACUAAUUUUUUAAAAUAAAAAAACGACUUAUUGAAGAUAUAUGUGUAAAUAAGAGGAAUUUAAUAAUAUCUACUUUGCAAGUACAAAAGUAUUAAGGUGAGCUUGUUGAAAAGUGAAUAACUCACAAGAUAUUUCAUAUCUUGUGUACUAAAAAUAUAUGAGAAUAAAAGUAUGUAAAAUAUCUCGUAAAGUAUUCACUAUUUUAGUAAAUAACCCAAGUACUUUUAUACGCUAAAUGAUCAGAGAAAUCGAUUUGUUAGAAAAAUUAUAUGUUUUCGUUAAAAAAAUAAAAAUAAAAAUUGUCAGAACUUUUUAAAAAACAAAACGGUCAAAUAAAUGUUAGUAUCUUUUCUCUGUCUCGAAAUCUUACAAUUGUUGAAAAUAGUUUUGUUCGUAUCUUUCUUAAUUUCCAAAGUAUAAAUUUCACAUGUAUUAAUAAAAACAGGACAC